Molecule: messenger RNA, 1263 nt
Organism: Aureobasidium uvarum
Lineage: Eukaryota; Fungi; Ascomycota; Dothideomycetes; Dothideales; Saccotheciaceae
Source: the annotation of a GenBank genome assembly
UCUGAGCCAAUUGCAAUCGUGGGCGGUGGUGCUUGGGGUCUUUCUACCGCUCUCCAUCUUCAUCAAACCGGACACACCAACAUCACUGUCUUUGAGACCGCUGACUCUAUCCCGUCUCGCUAUUCUGCGGCCUAUGAUAUCAACAAAAUUCAAGCCAUUGAAGCCUGGAAAGACCCUUUGUUCGGUCCAUACUAUCACGAGACUGGAUACAUUGUAGCGACCUCUGGGUCUGCUCCUCCAAAGGCGAAGAAGAGUCUGGAAACUGCACUUGCGUCUGUCUCCAGGCAUCCAGUCUUCGCCCCUGGGAUCGAAGCGUUAGACGGUGCCGAUGAGUUCAAGAAAUAUGCCUGGCAGAUCACAGGGCCGCUAAAGGGGUUCACUGGAUACUUUAAUCGCUUGGCUGGCUACGCUCAUUCUGCGAACGCUCUGAAGGGCAUCUUCCUCCACUGUGCGACUCUUGGAAUCAAAUUUGUGCUUGGUAGAACAGCUGGUACCGUUACGAGACUCGUCUAUGAAGGCCAAGGCAUCGAUCGCAGUUGCACCGGUGUACGGACAGCAGAUGGCAUCACACAUCCCGCUGCGAGAACAAUAGUAGCAUCUGGAGCCUAUGGAGCCUCGCUGGUCCCAGAAAUAGGCCGUUUCGUCACUGCCCGCAGUUGGUCUGUCGCUCACGUCCAGCUCACAGAGCAAGAAUGCGAUUACCUGCGUGGCCUACCCGUCAUCAAUGUCCGCGACCUUGGUUUCUUCUUCGAACCCGAUCCCGCUACAAGGUUAUUCAAAUUAUGUCCUUUGGGUGCUGGGUUUAGCAACACGGAUAAGCAGGGCACUUCUCUCCCACCCAUGGAUAGGAUACCACCACCUCAAGACUUUAUACCCGCAGAAGACGAAAUCAAGUUGAGAAGAUUGCUGGCAGAGACUUUUCCAUGGAUGGCGGAUCGACCGUUUGUUGACAAGAAGUUGUGCUGGUUUGCUGAUACCAGUGAUUCCGAGUAUUGUAUUGAUUUCUUGCCGGGUACCAACAACUCUGUCAUUGUGUUGACUGGUGAUUCUGGUCAUGGGUUCAAGAUGAUGCCAAUCUUUGGCAAGUGGGUGGUUGAGUUGUUGGAGGAUGGGAAACAGAAUAUAGAUAGAUGGUGCUGGAAGACCAAGGAUGAAAGGGGCAAGGAUUGGGGCGAUGGCGUUAGUUGGCGUAUAGGGAAGUCGAGAGAGUUGAAGAGUUUGAUUGAUGAAGCGAGAAGGGGGAGCUUACAGGCUCGUCUGUAG